UUUACAUUUUUACUAAAAUUGAAAGUAGGAUGAACAAAUAAAGGUGUAGACAUCAGAGUACUAGGAUUCUCAAAGGCAUUAUGAAGAGCUGUACACAACACACACAUUGCAAAUCUGCAGGUGUACAAAUUUUUUAUGUCUAUUCAGAGCAGUUGAUAAGUCACUGAAUUUACAGACAUGUGCUCUGGAUUUCUAAGCCUAAUUAGAAGUUUCUACUCAUUAUCACUAGAAUCACCUUAGAUCUUCAAUAAACCUUAAAAAUUAAUUCAAGAACUAACUUCAAGAAACAGUAGAAUAUCCUGGGGCAAGUACUAUAAGUUGGCCCUGACUUCAUAUUCUUUCACAGACAUCAGCUUGUGUCUCAUAGUAGACAACUAGACAGAUGUUGUAGAUGGACUUUUUGAAUGAUCCAGGUGAGUUGUACUCACUGUAGCUAUGCUUUUUAUUAGAUGACAGAAGCAUUUGAAAGUGAGCCCCAUGUGAGAUGCUGCACACCUGUGUGUGCUGGAGCUUCAGAGGAGCAGAAGCUCCUGUCACCUACCCAGUUACUGGGUUGAUAGCUUGUUCUCCAACUCUUAAUUGGUAGACCAACAUAUAAAAAAAGAACAGCUUGCUGCCAACACAGCUCCAAAGCACUCCUCCUGUUCUGCCAAGGCUGAGCUAAAUGAAAAGUACCCGCAUGCAACAGAGCAUACAUGGUUUUUGCUUUAUUAAUUUGUACAGAAUCAAACUACAAAUACUUAAUGUGAGGGGAAAAACACAAAUUAGCAAAGAGCAAUUACAUGAGAAGUAUUAAACCAUGUACAAUCAACUCUCAAAUUUGUCUCCUCUGUAGCCAGGCAAUUAAAGUCAAAGGGAAGAAAACACUUCAAUAGCCCAAAGGCAGGUACAGGCUCUACAGCAAGGAAAUGACAACAAUGAGAAGCAAUAAUUCUGUUUGUGAGAGAUCCUUUGCCCAGAAAGGAUUAAAUGCACUUUCCUCUUUUGGAGAAAAACAAGGUACACCAAAAACGUUUCUUAGCCAAAAUCCGCUUAGUCCGACAUGACAUAUUUUCCUAUGAAACAUCUUACCCAGAAGUUACUUUGGCAAGGCAGGUGCUCUUCCAGGAAGUGGCCAAUUUCCUAGUGCUUUGCCUUGAAUAGCAGAAUGUUUGGUUCCCUGCACUAAGCUAAAGGACAAAACAUGAUGUACUAGCUAAGAAGCACACAGCCACAGAAGUGUGGUUUGUAUCACUGACAUUAAGAUAUUAGCUAAAUUUCAGCUGGCCCUAUUUGCUUUCCAGAUAAGGCAGAAAACCCCAAACUAAACAAAAACAGCAAACAACUACUAAAAAACCAGACCCACACAACAAGAACAAAACAGCAGCGUGCAGAAACUUCUACAUUUCAUUUCACAGAGUAAUAGAGACAUUUCAAAGACAUUUUAAAUGAAAAACUGAAGUUUACUUUGACUUUUAUAUUUGUAGCAGAGAAAGGUCCACUUUCAGUAAGAAAAUACAGUUAAUUAGGUACUAAUAAACAUUUCUAGCCAUUAACUCUGUAUAAUGCAACCAAACAUAAUAGACAUCAAAAUACAAAUUAAUUAUUUCAGAUUUAACAUGGUAGCAGUCUAAGCUAUCAUCAGAUUUCAAGAAUUUCAGCUCUUUAGUAAAUUGAGUUUUGAUCAAAAGCUAUGAUGCAUCAGACCUUUACAACAGCCCUGCUUACUUAUGUAGAUUAGUUUCUCUUCUUAAAUUGCCUUAGCCAGAGGUAAGGCUUUAUAAACAACACAAAUGAACAUCACUUUUUCUGUGAACUUUGUUAUACUGAUCCAUCAAAAGGAACUAAUCUGUUUUAAAAAAGAAACAAAUUAGGCAUGACAAAGAGAUGUUUUAGUUCUAAACAGGUGGGAUUAGAAGGAUUAUAGAAAAGGUUGCUCCUUAUUAUGAAUCAUUUUAGAAGAAUGAAUUCAUCAGCCAUUGAAGUAGUUUCCAUUCAACCUGUAAAAUAUAUAAAGUGUGCCAUUCCAGAAAUGGAAAACAAUUAUUUACCACUGGAAUAUCUUUCUUAGAAUUUGAGAACUGCUGAACCUCUAUGCAAGUGUUAAAUAACUAAAAAAUGUGCAUCUCAUCAUAUAUCCUAAUUCUCUCUCUUUUUUCUCAAGGUUUUCUACUUUCAGUUUCAAAAUCUCUGCAAGAGGUAGAAGAUGAAAAUAUGUUGCUAGCUACAUUAAAUCUUGGAAAAACUCUACAAAAUGGAGACAAAACUAUGAACAGGGGAGCUAUACCUUUGCUGAAGCACUACAAGACUGAAGACAGCAGUGUUUUCAAUGAUAAGAAUGCGGGAAACAUGAAGUUUUUGGACAGAGGCUCCAGACAUGAUUUCUUCAAUCACAUUAUGCCAAUCAACUUAAGUAGAAAGCAACUACCUUAUCCUGCACUGAAGGGAGCCAUGGCUUUUCCAGCUGACACUGAAAUUCAAAAUAUUGACUCAAUACAGGAAAGAGAGAUCACAGAUGAAAAUUCAGCUAAAUACCCUAUAGGAAGAAGAGAUUUUGACAGUAAAUAUAUUUUACUUUUACACCAAAAAUUAUUUCAUUCUGGUAAAGUACACAGCAGUGUCAAUAUAGCAAUUUGGUAA
Molecule: messenger RNA, 2619 nt
Organism: Prinia subflava (tawny-flanked prinia)
Lineage: Eukaryota; Metazoa; Chordata; Aves; Passeriformes; Cisticolidae
Gene: PMCH
Product: pro-melanin concentrating hormone
Exons: 2
Coding region: 2098-2619 (173 amino acids)
Biological process (GO): behavior; chemical synaptic transmission
Molecular function (GO): melanin-concentrating hormone activity; type 1 melanin-concentrating hormone receptor binding
Source: RefSeq, a predicted model, not a curated record